AUGGCUUUCACUAACAUCGAAGCUGACCAAGAUUUCGAGGAUUCGCGCCGCAGCUUACAGUUUUAUGCUGUCUUUCCCGGACUAUGUUUCUCCAUCCUCCUAGUGGCACUUGACACCAGCAUAGUGGGAACCGCGUUGCCAACCAUUGUUAGCAGUCUCGGUUCCGGUGCGCUAUACAUCUGGAUCGUCAAUGGCUAUUUCCUAUCAGUGGCGGUGGUACAGCCACUCGCCGGUCAGAUGGCCGAUAUCUUUGGCCGGCGAGCUCCAAUGCUCGCGUUUCUAGCAUUGUUUACUCUAGGGAGCGGUCUUUGUGCUGGCGCAAGCUCCACCGAGAUGCUCAUAUCGGCGAGAAUCAUCCAAGGCCUCGGAGGCGGCGGAAUCUCCGUACUGGUAUCUAUAAUCGUCGGCGACUUAGUCCCCUUACGGUACCGCCAGAAGUACAUGGCCAUUGUCAUGUCUUUUUUUGCCUUGGGAACCUUCAUCGGACCAAUUGUCGGCGGUGCGAUAGUCACGAACGUUUCCUGGCGCUGGACUUUCUACAUCAAUCUUCCCGUCGGAGGCGUUGCCCUCUUCCUCGUCUUUUUCUUCCUAAAGGUGAAGCAUCCCAGUGAUGGUGCUAUCAUUUCACGUUUGAUACACCUCGACUGGUCGGGCCAUGUACUUCUCAGUGCCUCUGUCGUCUCUAUCUUGAUAUCGCUCACUUGGGGCGGAACUAAAUAUCCCUGGGACUCUGGGAGAGUUCUUGCCCCCCUCAUUAUUGGCGGUUUUGGCCUGGUGUUUUAUCUCCUUCACCAGCAAUAUGCCUCCAAAGAUCCCUCUAUGCCACUGCGCCUUUUUGGAAACAGGACCUCGCUUCUGGGUUUCGUCCUUACCUUUCUCCAUGGGAUCAUAAUGUCUUGGUUCAGUUUCUUUAUCCCAGUCUAUUUCCAGGUCCUCAAAGAAGAUUCUCCUCUGAUGGCAGGCGUCAAUGUACUCGCUCUGGCCAUCCCAUUUACGCCAGCUGGCAUACUUGGCGGACUUAUCGUCACAUGGAGUGGCCGUUAUAAGCCAGUUCUCAUCGCUGGUUUAGCACUAUUGCCUAUUGCGACGGGGUGCUUUACGCUACUCACGGCCGAGACUCCCACUGCCCAAUGGGCUGUAUUUCAGGUCAUUGCUGGAUUGGGUGGAGGUCUAGCACUUACCUCCACGCUCCCUGCAAUCCAAGCCCCCCUGGCAGAAGGUGAUUUAGCUGCUGCCACUGCAGCUUGGGCAUUUGUGCGAAGCUUUGGGAUGAUCUGGGGAGGUUCGAUUCCAGCAGCUGUCUUUAAUUCGAAGGUAGACAGCCUUAUAUCUCGGAUUGAUAAUGCUCAGGUUCGCUCUCUUCUCGCCUUGGGAGGAGCAUAUGAACAUGCCACUCGGCUUUUUAUCACCUCAUUCGAUGACCAGCCAGCUUUAAGGGCACAAAUCAUCAGCGUCUACACUGACGCACUUCAAGAAACUUGGUAUGUUUUGUUAGCGUUUGCGUGUAUCACCAGCCCUAUUGCUUUGUUUCUCAGAGAAAUACCAUUAAGAACAAGGCUUGAAACACAAUAUGGCUUGGACGAGUCGAAGACAAUGGUCGAGCCAGCGAACAUGGAUGCCUCAUUACGCAAUUCAGCUGUAGCCGUGGAGCUGGAACCGCAAGAUGAGCCAACACAGAUCAGUGGAGCUGGUAAUCAUUCUUAG
Trichoderma breve is the source of this 1704-nucleotide messenger RNA. Its product is annotated as major facilitator superfamily domain-containing protein. The transcript has a single exon. Gene Ontology annotation, biological process: transmembrane transport. Bases 1 to 1704 code for a protein of 567 amino acids. The record is from RefSeq and is a predicted model, not a curated record. Gene Ontology annotation, cellular component: membrane. NCBI's taxonomy places the organism in Eukaryota, Fungi, Ascomycota, Sordariomycetes, Hypocreales, Hypocreaceae. Gene Ontology annotation, molecular function: transmembrane transporter activity.